CCUGCUGUUGCAGAACUACGACGUCGCGAGCUCGAAAGUCGCGUGGGAGCAGCCGGACCGAGUGCAAAUCCUAAGUCCGUUGCAACCAUGCGCCUCCGUGAUGAUGACAGUGACGCGGCGUCUAUGGAUGAGGAUGACGUACCGCUUAUUAGACGCAAAUCUUCUAUCAUUAGAGCGGCUCGUUCUGUUGGCCCAUCGUCUGAUGUCGCCGAUCGUUUGGACAUCAUUCCAUUGACGAGGCGGGCGCCCGCCCCGGUUGGGUUUGUUCAGCUCGGUGGACCAGCACCGGGAAUUCCGGAUUACCUUCAACCGACGUCGUCGACGAGCGAGACGAUUGAGCUUUCUCUCCAUUUUUGCGAUGCUCCAGCUUCCCUGAAUACGCUCAUCCCGAACCCGUGGGAUCGUCCCUGGACUGCUCCGGAAGGAUAUCUUUGCGUAUACGAAAAGCUCAUCACUGACUGCGGGCUGACUUUUCCAAUUCCGGCGUUCUUGCUUCAGUACGCUUCGCGGCGAAAAAUGGCGUUUGCGUAACUUUCUCCGGCUGCUAUCCGGAAUGCUUACGGCCUGAUUCGUUUGGCCAAGCAGUGCGGCGUCGAACCUCGUUGUUCUCUGUAUGAGGAACUGACGACGAAGAAGAAUUUCGGGAAAUCCAAGCCGGGCUUGGUGUAUACUCAGUCUUCGCUGACCCCAAAGUUGGUCGUUGGUGCGAAGAGUAAGACCAACGAUUGGCUUCGUUGGUACUUCUUUGUUAAGAUCGACAACGAUUCCGCGGGGGACGUGGUCGUCACGAAUUACCAUGGGUGGACUGUUUCACCCGGUAGUUUGCUUAUCCCUCCGAGGUCGAUCCCUUGUUAAUUGAUUGUCUAUCUGACAUAAUUUUCUCGUUUCUUUUGUAGUUCGUUGUCCCAAGAUCUUGGACCCGUAUCCUGAGAAACUUCGCGACGACGUCAAGAAGAUUCUAGCUUUGUGCCCGUAUACCUGGCCCAACGAAGAAGACCCUGUUCGUCGCCCUUCCUCAAAGUCCAAGAAAGCGAGUCGAAGAGGAGGUCCUUCGAAAGCAAGGAAGGCAAACAAGAUUCCAGGUCGGCCUUGAUCUUUCCCUUCUUUCUUUAUUCGUUCGAUGAGUGCGUACGAUUUUUCUUACAUUCUUCUCUCCCCUUUCUUUUACAUACCAGCUCCUUCAAAGACUAUGGGAAAAAUGAAUGUUGACGCGGUGGGCGAUUACUCAUCGAGAUACAAGAAGAAGUCGUCGGUGACGCCGUCGAAGAGGAUAAGCCGGGAAGAAGACGAGGCCAUGGCCUUAGGGAAACGUCUUUCCUUAGCCGAACACGAGGCUAAGGAGAGUGAACGACGAUCUUCAGGUCGUCGGGAUAGGAGAGAUGAGGGUGACCGUCGUGAUCGACGCAGUCACGAUGUUGUCGGUGCCGAUCGUUCGGAAGCAAGAUCCGACGUAGAGAGGGAGAGGAGGGAGAAGGAGGUGGCUGAAGCGCGGUCAGCUAAGCUACUUGUUGCCGAGACUUCUCACGAUGUGCCCCUAGGCGGCAGGGAGGUUAUUUUGUAUGACGACUCUCAGGUCGAGCCGACCAAGAAGCGGGCUGCUGAUGAGUCCGAACCGGUGCGUUCGGACCCGACCAAGAGACAAAGGACGGCCUGGGCCCCUGAUUAUAGGUGGCGAUAUGAUUAUAACGGGCGCGACGUCCAUAUCUCGACUGAUUCCACAUCUUGUGCGGAGCUGUUCCGCAAGCUUCACGUCGGUCCAUCUCCCUUCUUCGAGCUUCAAGAUAUGUGGGAGAGAACGGCGUUCACUGACGCUGCGAAGAAGACCGUUGCGGCCAUCGGCGCGAUUGACAGGAUGGCGUAUAUGUACGAGCGUCGUCUCCGCGUUGUUUCUGAGCAGAACACGGCCUCGAAGGACCACCAGAGGGCCUUGGCAGCCGAGACGAGGAGGGCUGAUCAGGCGUCGAAGGGCUUGGAGAGUGCCAACUCCGAGGUGCAGCUUCUUCGUGAGGAGGUCGCCAAACUGAAGGAGGAACGGGAUAACGCUCUUUCAGAACGGGAGCGUUGUCUUGAGGAGUUGUCGAAGUCCCGUGUUGACUUUAAGAACUUGGCCGAGCAGUCACAAGCCGAGGAGGCAAGGCUUCGGAAGCGGCGCACCGAAUACGCUCGUAAGGCUCUCAAGGAGGCUGCAGACCAAUUUCAGCAACGUCUUGACGGGAUUCAGAGACACUUUACUACCAGGGACGCGGCAUAUCCCAAGUUCCUCGAUUAUAAUCAGGCGGUUGGGAGCGUUGACCUGCUGAAGGCGCUGGCUGAAACUGGGGAGGUCGUCUUGAACUCUAAGGACGUAAUUGAGAGGCUUGAAGCUGAUGCGGAAGAGCUUAAGAACGAGGUCAAUGCGUUCGACAUUGCCGAGCUGGAGGAAGGCUGGAAUGGCGUCGGAAAUCUCUUCACGGGCUCUCUCGCUGCUGAAGAAACCGAAGUCGUUGAUGGUGAAGUUGCUGGCGACGUCGAGGCUGUCGACCAAGUCGUUGGUGAUGGCGACGCCCAGAUCGGAGAUCCUCCUCAAGAUGAGGCCGCGUCUUGAGUUUUUAUGUCAUUAUUUUUUUAAGUUAUUUGCCGCGUAGUCGGCUUUUGUAAGACUCUUGCCACUUCUGUUGGCUUUUCCUUUAUUGAAUAUCUAUUUCGUUUGCUA
This is a messenger RNA of Arabidopsis lyrata subsp. lyrata, 2692 nucleotides long. RefSeq lists its product as uncharacterized. Lineage: Eukaryota; Viridiplantae; Streptophyta; Magnoliopsida; Brassicales; Brassicaceae. Bases 1121 to 2584 code for a protein of 487 amino acids. The record is from RefSeq and is a predicted model, not a curated record. The transcript has 2 exons.